This is a messenger RNA of Lycium ferocissimum, 1541 nucleotides long. Its product is annotated as transcription factor CYCLOIDEA-like. Gene Ontology annotation, molecular function: DNA-binding transcription factor activity; sequence-specific DNA binding. Lineage: Eukaryota; Viridiplantae; Streptophyta; Magnoliopsida; Solanales; Solanaceae. Gene Ontology annotation, cellular component: nucleus. Gene Ontology annotation, biological process: regulation of secondary shoot formation. The coding region runs from base 436 to 1332 and encodes 298 amino acids. The transcript is spliced from 2 exons. The record is from RefSeq and is a predicted model, not a curated record.
UUGUCUAUAAAUGUUUGCCUUGCAUCUUCACUGGCUACUGCCAAUAAUUGUUUAGGGGUUUCCAUCACUUUCCAUCUCUCUUAAAGUGGAUGAGGAUUACGUUUUUAAACUGUUAAAAGGAAUAGUUGAUGUUGAUAUAUCUGAACGGAAAAGUUGUUGUUUAAAAGAUAGAUUUUUAAGAGUAAAAGAUGGAAAAGUAGAAACACAACGAACAGAAGAAGAAAGAGUACAUAGUCACCGCACAUGAAUUUAGAAAACCUUCAAAUCUUUCCGUCGCUUCUCUACACUAUUUUUAGAGCAAUAGUGAUGGAAACAAUAGAAAGCUCCCAUCAAGCUUUCGAAAGGCCAAUGCUGUAGUGCUACUAGUAUUUAAUUGCUUAUCAGCUAUUUUAGUUCUUCAAGAUUUCAUACAGAGAAAUUCUAAGGUUAAAAAAAAUGUUCCCUUUCGGAAACAGUAGAAAUGGGAACCCUAUUCUCCACAAUUCAGUACCAUCCUUUCACAGCUCUCUUGGCCUCAAUGGCAACCAAAUACUCCUUCAUCAACACCAAGAUCAGCUCUCUACUCAUCAUUACUUAGCCCCAAAUGCUCACUUAAUCGACAACAGCAGCUCGUUGGUCUUUGCAAAUUACAAUGUCAUCAACAACAACAACAGCAACAAGUCAUUUCAAGAUCCUUCCAAUAAAAAGAAACCUUUGAAGAAGGAUAGGCACAGUAAGAUUUUGACAUCUCAAGGGCAUAGGGAUCGGAGGGUGAGGUUGUCGAUAGGGGUUGCUCGUAUGUUCUUUGAUUUGCAAGACAUGCUUGGUUUCGACAAACCAAGUAAAACCCUUGAGUGGCUAUUCACUAAGUCCAAAUUAGCCAUUGAAGAGCUCACUGAUCAAAAUGCCAAGAUCAAGAGUACUAUUAAUUCAGAAUGUGAGGACGAGGUUGUUACUGCUGCCUCAAAACAAAUGAAAGAGGAGGAGGCUAUAGUUGCAAGAGAGUCAAGGGCCAAGGCUAGAGCAAGAGCUAGGGAAAGAACUAUCAAGAAAAUCUGGACCCAAAUUGAAGCCAAAUCUAACUCAAAGGAGCACACAAAGAUGGAAGAAAUCAAAGAAAUGAAUAACCCAAAUAUCAAGUUCUCCUUGGGUUUUCACUCGAAUCUCAUAAGUGGUCCGAAUAAAGAUGCUGCAGCUUCACAUUACAACAAUUAUGCACGAAAUUGGGAUCAUGACAACGUUAAUCGAACAAUUAUGAGCUCCGGCUUAAGUGCACCCGUCGCUGCUACCAUUUGUUGUACCUCAUCGCAAGUUCAGAAAGCAUGGGACUCGUAUCACGGCAGCCAAAUCUAAAGGGGACAGUGUAAGCAUAGUAUUUCCUUGCCGUUUUCUAGGUUUAUUUUGUAUUACUAUAGAGGUUGCCUUCCGUUAUUGUUUUUGCAAUGCCUCUCUCAGCCAUAAGUAAUGGAUGUGUGCUGAAAAUUUUGUAUGCAAAACAUUUCUAUGCAAUUUCCAUGCUUGUAAUAUAUAUGUAUCAAUCGGUGCACUAAAAGUUCUGGAGU